Messenger RNA from Gigantopelta aegis, 2321 nucleotides. RefSeq lists its product as uncharacterized. The coding region runs from base 669 to 1268 and encodes 199 amino acids. The record is from RefSeq and is a predicted model, not a curated record. NCBI's taxonomy places the organism in Eukaryota, Metazoa, Mollusca, Gastropoda, Neomphalida, Peltospiridae. Gene Ontology annotation, cellular component: sarcoglycan complex. The transcript is spliced from 6 exons.
AUUUGAAUAUAAAAUUGUUGCUUUACUGGGCUAAUUUAUUUAUUUAUUUAUAUUUAUUUAGAAACAUUUUUUUAAUUCUGAAUAAUAACGUCUAAAUAAGCCAGAAAAUAUUUUUUCGUGGGGGGUUUUCAGUUGAGGUUGAAGCACGCUGUCCGGGCAGUUAUCUGGACUGUUUGUCCAUGGCAGUGAGACGAUGGUUAGUGGCUAGUGAAAGAGAAGUCGCUGUAAUGGCCUUAUACCUGUCUACUAAGCCGUUAAACUCGCUUUGCGUGGAAUCUGAUACCGGGGUACGAAACCAGUAUCUACCAGCCUUAAGUCCAAUCUUUUGACCACUACACCAUCAAGGCCGGGAAAAUAUAAUAACCAUUACAAGCGGUGUACUAUCCAUUCUAUUUUUAGAAUCGUUCCUCCAUGGUAAUUUAGCCCAGCUGGAACCAGACUUACAGGAACUUCGGUUAGUUUGAUUUGUCUUUCUCUCGCUCGAUCUGGUCACUGUUGAAUGUUGAAUAUGUCGCAAGAUGUGUUAACCUAGGACACCACAUCACAGACGUGGUGAACAUCUACAGAAGCAAGGUUACAGCUUUACAGUUUCGACUUCUGGAAUUUCUUUAGAAGAACUGAACGGUGAACGAGUGCUGACUUUCUCUGAGAGGAAACUCAAUGCUGUAAUGUCUACCCAGGCCGUGUGGCACCACUACAGCCCGCCCACCCAGUGCGGGGAUGGGCGCUGCGAGGACCUCUUCCUCGACUUCCUCCUCACUGUCGUCGUGCCCAGCGGAGUGGGCGUCCUCCUCGCCUUCUCACUGGCAGUUUUCAUGUGCUGCUCGGGCUCGAAAAGGAAACGUAAACAUGAAGCUGAUGAUCCACAGUUUAACAGAUACGACUCCGUGAGAAGAGCUUCCCUCACCCUCCGACAGAUGUCAAAGAAGAGAGACACGCCCUUAAUGGGUAACCGCAGUGAGUCCAUGACCCUGGAUAGGGAUCAUAUAUAUAGGCGUGGUUUCAGGCCCAGAGACGCCUGUCAAUCAGCUCCCGGAACUCUUCAGAGAGACAAACGGCGACGUGGCGAGCAGGAGUCGACGUCGUCGCACCCUCCACCACCAGACUACCGUCUUCCGCCAGACUAUCUCGGCCACGACGGUGAUGACGACGCGUUUGUAGCAGACAACAUUCCCUUACAAGAGAUGCGGACAGGCGCCAAUGACGUGGCUCGCCGAGGAGUGAGGAACUCUGCUCCUGUGGGAUACGACGACUACAUGACCCGAUGAUCAUUUGUGUAGGAUAUAACACAGUAUGUCACACUGUGACUUGUGUAGGAUAUAACACAGUAUGUCACACUGUGACUUGUGUAGGAUAUAACACAGUAUGUCACACUGUGGCUUGUUUAUGAUAUAAUGAUAUAGCACAGUAUGUCACACUGUAACUUGUGUAUGAUAUAACACAUUAUGUCACACUGUGACUGACUUGUGUAGGAUAGAACACAUUAUGUCACACUGUGACUUGUGUAUGACAUAACACAGUAUGGCACACUGUGACUUGUGUAGGAUAAAACACAGUAUGUCACACUGUGACUUGUGUAUGAUAUAACACAGUAUGGCACACUGUGACUUGUGUAGGAUAAAACACAGUAUGUCACACUGUGGCUUGUUUAUGAUGUAAUACAGUAUGCCACACUGUGAAUUAUUUAUGAUAUAACACAGUAUAUCACACUGUGACUUGUGUAGAAUAUAACAGUAUAUCACACUGUGACUUGUGUAGGAUAUAACACAGUAUAUCACACUGUGACUUGUGUAGGAUAUAACACAGUAUGUCACACUGUGUCUUGUGUAGGAUAUAACACAGUAUAUCACACUGUGUCUUGUGUAGAAUAUAACACAGUGUAUCACACUGUGACUUGUGUAGAAUAUAACACAGUAUAUCACAUUGUGACUUGUGUAGGAUAUAACACAGUAUGUCACACUGUGACAUACCAGCAUGUUACACUAUGACUUGUUUAAGGUAUAUAGAGAUUAGUAAAUGAACACGAGUAUCAUACAAACAUUUUGAGCUAGUUGAUGAAUUAUUAUUCCUCGAGCGCUAGUUUUGAAAGCAACACAUUACUAGACUUACAGACCUGACUGCCUUGUCUGUGAUCCGCACAAUAUGAGGUCAGCUGACGGGUCACCGAAGGACCGCCAUGGCAAUAUUGCACCACACGGACAUAGUUCCAUAAAUUAUGCUAGUCAAAAUAAUCCAUCUGCAUGAUACUUCACAAUAAAAUGUAAUAAUAAUUACAUUAGUAUUAGUGUGUGUGUGUGUGUGUGUGUGUGUGUGUGUGUGUG